AAAGAUGAGCAUGGAGCAACACUAAAUAAAAACCACCUAUCUUAACGGGUCAGAUACCAAUUAAAUAUAGAAAUUAGUCUCCCUCCUCUCCCUUUGAUCAUCCAACAUUACUUUCAAACAACUUUCUCUCUCCUCAAUAUCAAUUUACCACAUUUUACACUUUGUUUCUUAGCGAAUUUGAUCGGCAUUCUUUUGAGAGAAUUCGACCUUCCGAUUAUGUGGGUCGGAUUAAUGUGGCAUCGAAAACGAAGAAUAUCUGUUUGAUAUCUGAUGAAAAUGAAAUUCUGUGAAAUUAAGGUAUGAUUAUGUUCUUUAACCAAAUUCAGGAGAAAUGGGGUCUUUCCCACACCAGGCGGAUGGUUUAUGAUUGCUGUUGAAGUUCCAAUGGCUGUGAAGCGCUUAACUGUUACAACUACAUAGAUUCUAGCUCAAUACACUACUUAUAUAUAUUCUUAUGUAGGAGGGGUAUUAAAUCUGUUGAAAUUUUGGUCUCAACAUGAUGGAUCCAGAUACAUCGUUCACAGAGGUUGAUCUUAAACAAGAGAAGUUUGAAGAUGUAAAGGAUGAAAGUAAAAAAUUUAAUUGUGACCUUUGUGACAAGGAAAUGGUUAACAAGAUAGCAUUAGUUUUACUCGAAGGUUUAUCAACUGCAUGUGUUGACAACACGACGGGGGACAUCUUCAAAAGCCCUGGCACUGUGGUUGCAGAGAUAAGGAAGGAAAUGCUGGACUAUCUUACGGAGAGAAGUGAAUCCUUUGUUGCAGAAUCUUUUCUCUCAGAAGAGGGUCCUCAGGAGGAAAAAACUGACCAGCCAUCUGAAAUAAUUUCUGAUCUCAUCGAAGAUUUUGCUGGUCUUAACAGGAAUAUAUUGAGUCGGGUUUCUGGGUGGCUUCUUAGUGACCUGAGAGAAGACAAAAUUGAUGAUUUUGUACAAGAAAUGGAGUUGAACAGCUUCUGGUUGUUGGAUAGGAGGGAAGCUAUCGGUCAAACUCUCCUUAAAAAUAUAGACUUUAAGAAUGAAUAUCACUGCAAUAUGAAGUUCAAGUCCGAGGAAGAACUUGAACAACAUCGUCCACAUUGUGGUUUCAGGACAGUGUUAUGUGAGAAUGAGGGAUGCUGUGCCACAUUCAGUGCCGCUCAAAUGGAACAACAUGAUUCUGUCUGCCCCUUCAAGAUACUUCCUUGUGAGCAGAAGUGCCCAGAAAUUCUUAUGAGACGAGAAAUGGACAGGCACUGCAUUACUGUUUGUCCUAUGAAGCUUGUAAAUUGUCCUUUUUACUCUAUUGGCUGUCAAGCUACUGUUCCCAGUUCUAAUAUUAAAGAACACUGUUUGAAUGAUAUUCGUUCUCACUUGCUAUACGCUCUCCAAUAUCUUCACAAGGAAGCCUCAGCUGAGGAUUUGGCACCUCGAGCUGACCAGAUAAUACAGGAAUCCUCUGCUGGGCUGACAGGAACGCAGGGUGUGAGGUAUUUCACAAAAGCAGUCAAGGACCUUGACUCAAAGUUUGGGCCAUUGGAGGUUGCGAAGAAUCAUGUGGACAACGAGGAAGAUACAAAAAAGUCAAAUUCUGAAAAGCUUCCAUCAGAAGGAAAACUAGAACUGGAUUCCGAGCAGCUUCUUGAAGAAGACACAAAGAAAUCAGAAUUUGAACUACCUCCAGCAGAAGACAUGAAAAAACCCGAUGCUGAAGACCCAACAACACAAAACAAGAACAGGUCAGAAUCUGAACAGCCUUCGCCAAAAAGCCAAAAGAAGUAUGAGCUUUCGGCGGAAGAGUCAACGGUGUCAGAUACUGAACAGCCUACGGUAGAAUUCAUGAAAUCAGACCUUGAACUGCCUUCAUCCGAGCACAAGAAGAAAUUAAAUUCUGAGCAGCCUGCAACGGAAGACAUGGAGAACAAAAAUUGUAGGCAGCCUCCAGCAGAAGACCCAGAAAUGAUUCCAAUCAGUCUUUAGCUGCAGAUCAUAAUACAUUAGGUCCUAAACUGCCUGUCAUAGGGGCAACUUGGAAGUUAAAACAGCAGAUACUCUACUUUUCCAAGAUUUCAUGAACAUGGCUCCAUUCUUUUAUAUGCUUAUAGCUUGCUGAUGUGACGCCCUUUUGGGCUACUGGUUACAGUUUAAAUUUUGUAUCUUGUCCAUAUCACAUACUUGAGAUUACUAACAUCACACAACUUAGUUAUUUUCCCCUUUUUCUCGGCCAUGCAUUUUUAUUUCCUGCCAAGGCCUUAGGGGAGAAAGUGUAACCUUUAUGUAGACAUCUGUUCAAUGACUUCAACCAAAGAAUCUCGAUGUUUGCUUGCAAAAUUUUAA
Molecule: messenger RNA, 2314 nt
Organism: Beta vulgaris subsp. vulgaris (sugar beet)
Lineage: Eukaryota; Viridiplantae; Streptophyta; Magnoliopsida; Caryophyllales; Amaranthaceae
Exons: 4
Coding region: 497-1957 (486 amino acids)
Molecular function (GO): zinc ion binding
Source: RefSeq, a predicted model, not a curated record